GUAAUCAUUGACGUUCACUUUAUCGAGUAAUUUCAAGUAAAAUCUGAAAAAACGUUAAAUAUUGCAAGGUGUGCAAAUUGUUUUGUUUAUCGCUAUGAAGCAAUUAGGGCGAAUAAAGCAAUUUAUCUUUGUAACUGAAAAGUGCAACCGGGUCGGUUUCAAUUCUGGAGAAUGGUAUCGGGUCUUGUUUCUCGAAAUUAUGCUUGGGAUCUUCUGGGCUGUUCGAUUAACAAUUAAGCGACACACGGUAUUCGAAGUUGCUUCCAGUGUAAAAAUAUAUAUUUGGCUUGUUAUCAUCAUUGCAAUUCCUAUGCAAUUCGUGAAAACAUUCCUAGUUUGGAGUGGCAUCAUAAGAAGAUGUCCCACCCGACUCAGAAUAUAUUGUCGACUUUCGCAAGUGGAAUUUCCACUUUACAUCUGCUUCAAGUUACUCAUACUCAGAAAUACUUUCCUCACCAAUUCAAUGUCAUUUUUGCUCAUUGCCUCCGAAAUCCUGACUUUCCUUGUGACCUCUUUCACCUGGGGUUGGCUGGCUUAUUGGGCAGUUCCGCAUUAUUUGCGACAGGUGGCCAAAACGGAAGCUGCCAUGACUGACUUUAAACGGAAAAUGGACCAGUAUUUAAAUGAGGGAGAUGAAUACGUGCAAAACUUGGACACUUCCGAAUAUGUAACUUUAGAUGAGUCCUUCAAUGUUGUGGACAAUAAGCUUUUACUGGACUCUUUGAUAACACCACUAGAAUUGCAAAUUGACAUAUCUCAUAUGAUCGGGGAUGGACAGUUCAGUUUGGUUUACAAAGGAACCCUUCAAAGAAAUGGGAAGAGUUUUGAAAUUGCUGGAAAAACUGGGAAAACUAAAGAAAACAGUUUAGAAAUGCUGGUCAAAGAAAUGCAGGUUAUUUUGCAUGUUGGGUCGCAUCCAAAUAUUUUGACGUUCUUUGGAGUUACUUGCGACCCAAACACUGGCAGUUACUUCCUCAUUUCGGAAUUUUGCACCAUGGGAUGCCUUCACUCGUAUCUAGAAAAAUUACGUCCCACUGUUUCCGGUUUUUCGGCCUUGCUCGACCAAGAGGACAGAAAAUAUGUGAACAUAACCAUUAACUUUAUGGAGCAAGAACUUCACCAAUUGCGACAAACCCUGCAGAGAUUUUCUCUGGAAAUUUGUGGAGGCAUGUGUCAUCUCGCACUCAAGAAGGUAAUUCACGGAGAUCUCGCAGCAAGAAAUGUUCUCAUUACAAAAGACUUGCGUGCAAAACUUUGCGACUUUGGAAUGUCUGGAAAAUUAUACAAUUACCAGAUUUAUGUUAAGAAUUUUCAGCAGAACUUCUUGCCCUGGAGAUGGGUAAGUGUGGAAGCGCUUGACGAUCUUAAGUUCUCGGAACAAUCGGAUGUUUGGUCAUUUGGAGUUUUUCUCUGGGAGUUGUACACGCUUGGUAGAUUGCCAUUUGCUGGUCAGUCCUGGAGUGUCACUCUUCCCGAUGAUAUCCGAGCUGGAAUUUACAAACUUGAUAAACCAGAGCUUGCAACUUCAAAAAUAGACAACAUCAUUCGUCAAUGUUGCUCCAUUGACUCGAAAAUGCGACCAACGUUUAAAACCUUGUCCCAGUUGUUGCAAGAUAUUUGAUUGAAUAAACGGUUUGUUUUAAAUA
Folsomia candida is the source of this 1646-nucleotide messenger RNA. Its product is annotated as tyrosine-protein kinase receptor torso. Gene Ontology annotation, molecular function: transmembrane receptor protein tyrosine kinase activity; ATP binding. NCBI's taxonomy places the organism in Eukaryota, Metazoa, Arthropoda, Collembola, Entomobryomorpha, Isotomidae. Gene Ontology annotation, biological process: cell surface receptor protein tyrosine kinase signaling pathway; multicellular organism development; positive regulation of kinase activity. The transcript is spliced from 11 exons. The coding region runs from base 95 to 1621 and encodes 508 amino acids. Gene Ontology annotation, cellular component: signaling receptor complex. The record is from RefSeq and is a predicted model, not a curated record.